Botrytis deweyae is the source of this 288-nucleotide messenger RNA. RefSeq lists its product as uncharacterized. The record is from RefSeq and is a predicted model, not a curated record. Bases 1 to 288 code for a protein of 95 amino acids. Lineage: Eukaryota; Fungi; Ascomycota; Leotiomycetes; Helotiales; Sclerotiniaceae. The transcript is spliced from 2 exons.
AUGUUAUUCUCCACACUUAUCACUUCUUCUAUGGCGGUCCUCGCAUUAGCAAGCCCGUUGAGACCCCGCACUGUAAAUGAUAUUGCUGUCGAUGAAGCCUCACCUGCCCCUCUGAUUGAAUGGGCAGACACAAAAAGAAUCGCAAGGACCAUUGCCGACGAGGAAGAAGCUUCACUUGCUCCAAUAAUCGAGUGGGCAGAUACAAAGAAGACCGCAAGAACUGUCUCCAACGAGGAAGAAACAGCACCUACACCCCUCAUUGAAUGGGCAAUCUCUAGCAAGGCUUAG